AUGUUCCUGAAGGCGCUGUUGACCGCAAUGUUGCUGUUGUUGGCUCUGAUACUCCUGCAGUGCGACGGAAGGGCGUUAAAGCAACGCGGAUCGGACACCGAUCAAGGGUACAGUUUCCUGUCGAAGUCCUCCGGGGAUGCAGUGAAUGCCUGCGAACAGUUACCGCCUCCUGUGCUAACCGAGAUCCUGGGGCCCGCGUUCAACCCGCGGUACAUGAGCAUCGAAGAGCCCCCGGUGGCGGAUUCACCAGGCGGUCCUGAUCCAUCCAACCCGGCCGGAAAACGAGACGCUGAGCCGUUUCCACCGUUCUACGUCGAUGACAAGUACUCGCUCGAGCUGAGCCACAAGCCGGCCUGGGAAGUGAAACACGCCUCCGAACCGAUCCCGCUCGGUGGCGAAGGUCGCGUGCGGUCCAGGCGCGACCUGUUCAACGACCUGCUGGACACGCUGGAACCGGAACCAUCACCCGAGGAGGCGGACAAACGGCAAACCCGCUCAUUCGGUGGGAAAGGUCGAGCACGCAAGGGCUCGUCUGGUAUCGGUGGCACGCCCCGACCUUGGGAGUGUGAGGCGAAGAUCCGCUGGAUCGACCUCGGGCCCGAAUACUUUCCGCGGUUCCUGCGCACGGUGGAGUGUACGAGGCAAAAUUGCUGGUACGGGCACUACUCCUGUCAACCGCGGUCGUUCACCGUGAAGAUCCUGCGACGGCGGACCGGCGAGUGCGUCCAGAGUGACCGAUUGAGACGCAUCGGGGUGGAUGGGCUGCCGGGCGAAUUGCGCGAACUGUGGGUGUGGGAGGAACGGGCCGUCAACUUCUGCUGCGACUGCGCACCGGCCUUCUGA
Molecule: messenger RNA, 843 nt
Organism: Anopheles nili
Lineage: Eukaryota; Metazoa; Arthropoda; Insecta; Diptera; Culicidae
Product: protein trunk
Exons: 1
Coding region: 1-843 (280 amino acids)
Molecular function (GO): signaling receptor binding
Source: RefSeq, a predicted model, not a curated record